This is a messenger RNA of Hyalella azteca, 6306 nucleotides long. It is a transcript of the gene raskol, whose product is annotated as ras GTPase-activating protein raskol. Bases 26 to 4444 code for a protein of 1472 amino acids. Gene Ontology annotation, biological process: regulation of GTPase activity. The record is from RefSeq and is a predicted model, not a curated record. NCBI's taxonomy places the organism in Eukaryota, Metazoa, Arthropoda, Malacostraca, Amphipoda, Hyalellidae. The transcript is spliced from 12 exons.
UACGCCAGAUCGUACGUGACAGACCAUGCCCUUCUAUCUCGCCUCGGCCAAUUCUUCAGAUUUCUUUUACGAAGCUGGAAAAUCGAAUUUCUUCAGCAAAAGGUCCAUCAACCUCCCUCUGAAGCGAACAAAAUCCGUCACGAAACUAGAGCGCAGCAAGCGUGGUGGAGCUGGUCCGGUAUCUUCAAACCAAAGCAUCCAAUCUUCAGACGUCAACCAGAACGACUCGAGCAACGACCACACCGAGUACCCAGUGUACCAGAAACAAUCUCAUCAUCUCUCGAGUACCAACUUGCACAGCACCGGCCUAGCUAAUGGUACUGCUAAUGGUGACAGCAAUACCACCAGUACGGGACUUGCUACGCGCUUGAGAAGUUCUCAGUCGCAUGAAAGUCUGCUUGCCUCUCACAACCAACAGAUGAUGAAUACGCUCGAAUUGGCUGCCGGCGAGGCGGUGAUCAGGCCGCUUCACGAUAGCGUCCUCGGGCAGAAGUUCUGCUUCCAGAUAUCGACACCCACGGGCACGCGCUACUACAGCUGCCGCACGGAGGCGGAGCGCGAUAAGUGGGUAGAGUCCCUCCGUCGCGCCAUCAACCCUAACGCUGAUUCCAAGAGUCGGGUCCACAACGCCAUCCACACCACCAUUGUCGAGGCAAAAGGCAUCCCUCCCAAGAAAAGGUACUUUUGCGAGCUGAGACUGGACGGCAAUUUGUACGCCCGGACCUCGACUAAACUGAAGACUGAUUUGUGCUUCUGGGGUGAACAGUACGAUUUCAAGUGCUUACCCGCCGUUAACACGGUCACCAUUAACAUAUGGAGGGAGGUGGAGAAAAGACGAAAAAAGACCUCUGCUCUGGUCGGUCACGUGGACAUCCCGACGAACUCGGUGUCUGGUCGUAGCGUCGUCGAGAAGUGGUAUACCAUCAAGCUGGACGCGGGUCCCUUCAAAUACAGGAACAGUAAAGGCAACGCACCGUCUAUCAGAAUCAAGUGUUUCUACCAGACAGCCAACAUUUUGCCCCUGGAAAUGUACAAGGAUUUCCAUCACUUCCUACAGACGUCGUACUCCGGAGUGAUAGCGCUGCUCGAACCUGUCGUGAGCGUGUCGACUAAGAAUGACGUAGCCACGACACUCGUACAUCUCAUGCAACACAGCAAUUCAGCCCCAGCACUCAUCGCUGACAUUGUCCUAGCUGAAAUAGAUAAAAGUGACAACGACCAUCUCAUCUUCCGCGGCAACAGCGUCGCCACGAAGGCCAUGGAGGCUUUCAUGAAGCUCGUGGGUUCCAACUACCUGCGGGAGACCCUGGAAUUGGCCGUCAGGAAAAUCAUCGACUCGAAUUUGGACUGCGAGGUGGACCCAAAGAAAGUCAGCAACGAAUCUUUGAUACCAAAGAACCGCCAGAAUCUCAUCUCACACGUGAAGAUGACGUGGCAUCGCAUCAUCCAGAGCCCUCUCAACUUCCCUGCGGAGCUCCGAGAAUGUUUCUUGCUAUUCCGAGAACGUCUCAAGAGCGUGUCCAAGGAAUCUCUUUGUAACAAACUUAUUUCUGCGUCUAUAUUCCUGCGCUUCCUAUGUCCUGCUAUCCUGAAUCCUAGUCUGUUCCACCUGACUCAUGAGCUCCCCAACGACAGAGCUACUCGGAACCUUACCCUUGUGGCAAAGACUCUUCAAACCUUGGCAAACUUCACCAAAUUCCAGGGCAAAGAGCAGUUCAUGGAGUUUAUGAAUGAGUUCAUCGAUGGCGAGCAAAAUGAAAUCUGGGAAUUUUUGAUGAAAAUAUCAAGCAGGCGAAAGCCUGAUCCUCAAUCCCCACCUUACACCGGCGACAUUGACCAAGGAGUCCAGCUUGCAAGUCUCCAGUCACUUCUCUCUGAAUGCCUUCCAAAUUUGAAGCCGGAACAUGAAGAAGAGCAUCGCUGCAGAGACACUCUUAAGAGGCUUAUCGAGGAUCUCGAACGUGCAAAGGACUAUCCCAACAACGAUCUUGUUCAGAGCUUAGCCUCACAUGAUGGAUCAGGUACGGCGUCAAAUUCCACAACCGCAACCAUUGUGGAUCCACAAAGACAAGAAGAGCGGCUCAACGACGUACAUGGAAUUAAAGAAAACGUUUUCAGGUACAACGACCCCACUGCCGGAUCUCAGAAGAGCAAAACCUCGGGCGGUCCAUCUCAGAUUUCCGGAUUUGAACGCGACGCCAGACCUCAGAAAAUGUCAUCAAACUUAACUGACCAUUCAGGCCCGGGAGAAGGAAUGGGGUUAAUUGGUAAGGGUGUAAACCAACAAAACGACGCCAUGUCUCGGUCGUCCACGCUACCUCGCAGCGUGCAUCUCCAAGAGUCAAAUCGCAAGCUGGCCAUGGACCUGCACACGGCUGAUGACUACGUCCACUACUCUGCUCUUGAUGCCGACAGUAAUUCGAUACCGAAAUUCGGGCAUGCCAUCGGUCACAGCUUUAGCCAGUCCCAUAUUCCUCCGGACUCUCCGAAUCACGGGGCAAGCCCGCAGACGCAUCACAAUCAUCACAGACAUUUCCAAAACCACAUGGGGCUCUACAAUUCAACAAACAGUGGUAUGAGCAGCUCGAUGUAUAAUGCAACUUCUUACGGCCAACUAUCAAAUGCAAGCAGAACUCAACAUCAAGUGAACCCGCAACAGACAAACGACUCUCUUAACUCAAGUCAUGACUAUGAUCAAUCUGAUACCAAUAUGAAAGGAUCACAAACGUCUAUUUCUCAGCUCUCCAAUGUCAUUUCGUCGGGUUACCAAAGCUUCGCUUACAGCCAAUCUUCGAGUCCAGUCGAUCCAUCGAUCACGGAUGUUACCAAUAACAACAAUGGGAGCCCUAAUAGUUCCCGCAACAAUAAUAAUAAUAUUCAUCACAAAACCUCCACUUAUAGUCACAUCAAUAAUCAAAGUAUCAACAAUCGUUACAUUACUGAACCUAUUUCCAUCGCCCAGAUGCCCCAGAUAUCGCAAGUAAUGCAGCCUCCGCCGCAAGUGGCAUUAGCUUUUAACAAUCCCACCUACCAGCUAGAGAACUUAGCUACUAGUUCACCUAGAGCCCACAACAAAAUUAAUCCUUCUCAAGCCCUUCAAAAUCAUUUCCUGAUCAACGGCGCUCCUCAUCACAACGUGCGAUCUUACCCCCUGAGCCACAGUCAGUCUAGCCACGCUACAAGCCAUUCUUCUUCACCUGCAACUGCUCAUCAGUCAGGCGUUAAUUUCAACAGCCAGCAAUGCAACUCAUCGCUAAGUUCUGCCCAGAGUGUGGAAGAUCUCGUCUGCAAUAGAGUUACAAAUAGUGACGAUUCCUCUUCCUUGAUCUCCUCGACGUCUACUCCGCCACAAUCCACUCCGGAAACACACUCACGGCUCAAUUAUAAUCCGAAUAUUAACGGAUAUUGUGGCAUUGGUCAGCUUAAUAACAGAGCCCAUCCCAGUAACAGAUCGGGUGCUCCCAGAACCAACCCUCGAUAUCUACCCCCUACCUCGUGGCAGCAGCAGCAGUCAACGAAUCUUCAUUCAUCGAUCAACAAUCUUUCCCACACUGACAAUAUUAACAGCCAGUCUCUGGAUCACCACCACUCAACCUCUGACCUCCUCUCGUCAUCCGCGUACUCGCAGCCUCGGCGCACGCCUCACAAGAGCUCGAGGCGCCAGUCAGCUGAGUUUGGGUCAUCCAGACAUCGAAUUGUACAUAAUAACUACAAUGAUAGUUCCAGUGACGAAUCUUCCAGUGAUGAGAGGCAGAAAACUGGCUCAUUGCUUCCUCGUCGCAACAGAAUCGACUUUCCUGCUGCUCCUUACACUACUGCUAACUGGUCCUCCAACUCCAAAAGAGUCUCUGAAACCAAGACUCUUGAUGAAUAUGAGGCCGACAUAUUAUCCAUGAAGAACCUACUCGAGAAGCUGGAAGAAACUCAAUGCCAUCAGAUGCCCUCGUCUACUUCUAACAAUUCCUCGUCGCUGUCGUCGAGCGCCUCGUCCAACUCGCCGCCGUCGCCCACUCCUCUUUCGCCUCCCGCUCCUGUCCCCGUUGACGGCCGAGCUUCCCUGUCGUCCAACGUUGGUCAACGGGCCUCGGCCAUGCGGAUGGAAAUGUUCGAAGCUGAAUUCACUCCGAAAAUCACUCAUCUCACGCACGCUGAACCCAGUGAAGAACUAGUUAGACAGCUCCUAGAAGACCAAGCCAAAAAGGACGCCGUCAUUGCUGCCCAGCAAGAAAAAAUUUCUAACCUUGACGUGACCAACUGUCGUCUUCGUCAAGCCUACGAAGAGCUCGCUCGACGCAUCGAGAACCUGGAUUUCGACACACUGGACCCUGAGACAAAGGCGGUCCUGACACAGGCUGCGGCAGACAUGAACGCGCGACAGAGCGACAGCAGCAACUACAGAGACCCACCGUCCCGCCCCAGCGACUACAACGGCAGUUCCUGCUAGCAAGCGGAACGGCAACUUUUGAAUACAAACUUUAAUUGAAUAUACAAUAGAAUUGUAUUGUGAAACUUUUUAAUAUAAUACAAUUCUAUUCAAUACCAACUGCCACUUUAUCAUAUGCUUUAAGCGUGCUUUUUUUUGGAGGAAAGAAGUAUUUUGUGCGUGAAAUUGUAUAUGCUGCCACUUUAUUCUAUGAUUUAGACGUCAUGUAUCAGAGUGAAAAAGUGUUUUGUACGUGAAAAAGAUGGCUUUUUUAUAUUUCCGUAUGUAUAAUGCAACUGGGAAGCUUUGGAAGAAGGAAGAGGUUAAAGAAAUGUACAAAGUAUUAGCAUAUGGAAAUAUUUGUUGGCAUAAACGCGUCUAGAACAAAAUUGCGAUGGCGUAUCUCGUCUCAAUAGGACUAAAAGGUGCGUAAAUUUCUCGUAACAGAAAUUUUUCUUGGACUUUUUAAUUUCAUAUUAUUCAAAGUAAAAAAUGCAUCUGUUAUUCGGAAAAUUAUAUUUUAUCUAAAUUUAUAUCAUGUGUUCAGUUUGAACAUCGCGCGUUAUCUAGUAUAACAAAUACAUUUGUCUACCAGUGUGUUACUACCUCCUAAUUCAAUCAUUAACAUUCGAAGAUCCCUAGAAAAAAUGAAUAGCAUUAAAUUCAAGAGUUUUUUUAUCAUAUUUACACCAAUUUAUACGUUGAUGAUUGAGUGUAUGGAACUAAUACCUCAUUUAUUUGGACAUUAUAGAUUUUAUUUUUCUAUUGUGAAUAACUAAAUCUGCCCCCAUAUUGUCUCAUUUCAAAUAAAUCAAUCGUAAUAAACUUCCUAUGAAGUUCUGUGCUCUGAUUCAGACGAUUCAAAUAUUAUGAGAUUUUGUAUGCUAAAGUUUCCAUUGCUUUGAUAGCUUCGAUGUUGCAGUAGAGCGCUAACAACAGCCGACCAGACUUUAUACGCGGAUGUUAUCUCUGUAAUGCUAAAGAUUGUACAUUUGCUUUCAACGGGCGUUGGCAAUGAGCCUUGUGUAAAUAGCAUUCAACACCAAAGAUGUCUUGCGCAUAGUCCUAAUCCCAAAGUGUAUAGUUUUUAAGUUCUCGAGAUAUGAUCAAGUUAGCAGUAUUUUUCCGUCUAUUGCCUUCUAUUCUAGUAAACGUCAGUCAAUAUUACUUCUAACUACUACUAUGCCUCUACUUAGUCUGUAUGAUGUUCAUUAAAUUCCUUUCGGUCUAUUUUUCUGUGUCCCGAAGAAAAAUUAGAUUUCUAAGUAUUAGGACGCUUGCUAUAUUUUCCUACUCGGGAGAUUCGUCUCCAUUCAUGGAACUCUUACUUGGGCGCCAACUUGGUACGUCCUGUCUGUAUAGUUUUGUACAUUUCUUUAGCAGUAAGUCGCGCAAUGUAAUGAAGCUAAAAGGCCCAUAUCAAAAAAGGCAAAAUAUUACCUCAUUUGUGUACCGUUUUAAUAGAUGAUUGUUCAUGCUUUGCUGCGGUGCAUUGCUAAUAGUUUCAUUGUCAUGAUCUCAUUCGUAUGGAUGUGUUCCAGGCAUUACCGUGACGAGUUUACUUUGAAGCUGGUGCCCUUAUUACUGAGCUUCAGUUCCCCUUAAAUGAAAUAACGUCCUAAGUUCAUUUAUGCCUUUUUUAGCAAAGUACUUGUGCUUGUUGUCCGUUAAUAUUAAACGGUAUUGUUUUCACGAUUAGACGUCUCAUUAUUUAUUUUUUAUUUUAUCGUUUGUAUUUUUACUUGUUGUAAAUUGAUUGCUGUUCCAUUGUCUUCUUGUGUACAGCCUUUUCUUGUAUAUAAUGUGUUGAGACCUUUGUGCUGUUCAUAGUUGUGAAUAAUUUUCUGUAUCAUUAGCUCGGGCGUGCAAAUUAAUAUUAUUUG